AUGCUAGUGGUUGUACCAGGUGUACCACCACCCCCACUGGUAUACCAGUACCACUACUACUACGUCCACCACCACUACUACUACUGUUACGUACUGAUAGCGAAGACCGCCGUGUUGGCUGCUCGAAUAUAUCAGCGGACCUUCCGGUCCAAUAACGCGGUUCCCGUCCCUCAGGAUGAUUUAGACUGGGGAGCUAACUUCGCCGCAAUGCUUGGACUGACAUCUCCCGAGGCGCACGAAUUAAUUCGCCUCUAUCUACUUCUUCAUGCAGACCACGAAGGAGGGAAUGUCUCUGCGCAUGCCGCUCAUGUCGUUGGCUCUGCACUAUCUGACGUAUAUUUAGCCACAACAGCUGGUCUGGCGGGACUUGCAGGCCCUCUGCAUGGUCUUGCGAAUCAAGAAUGUCUCAAAUGGCUUCAAAACGCUGCCAAGGACCUUGGGGAAAAAGACCCGACACCAGAAACAGUUAGACAUAUAGCCCAAAAAACGCUGGACAGUGGGCAAGUAAUUCCAGGCUAUGGACAUGCAGUUCUUCGCGUUACGGAUCCUCGAUUCCUCGUGCAACGUAGGUUUGCCCUUAAGCAUCUAAAAGAUGACGCACUUUUCAAGUAA
Messenger RNA from Ochotona princeps (American pika), 612 nucleotides. Its product is annotated as probable citrate synthase, mitochondrial. The record is from RefSeq and is a predicted model, not a curated record. Gene Ontology annotation, biological process: carbohydrate metabolic process; tricarboxylic acid cycle. Gene Ontology annotation, cellular component: mitochondrial matrix. NCBI's taxonomy places the organism in Eukaryota, Metazoa, Chordata, Mammalia, Lagomorpha, Ochotonidae. The transcript has 7 exons. Bases 1 to 612 code for a protein of 203 amino acids.